Fusarium pseudograminearum CS3096 is the source of this 969-nucleotide messenger RNA. RefSeq lists its product as uncharacterized. Bases 1 to 969 code for a protein of 322 amino acids. The transcript is spliced from 5 exons. The record is from RefSeq and is a predicted model, not a curated record. Gene Ontology annotation, biological process: positive regulation of transcription by RNA polymerase II. Lineage: Eukaryota; Fungi; Ascomycota; Sordariomycetes; Hypocreales; Nectriaceae. Gene Ontology annotation, molecular function: DNA-binding transcription factor activity, RNA polymerase II-specific; zinc ion binding; sequence-specific DNA binding.
AUGUCACAGCCACCUAAGAAAAGAGCGCGACAAACAUCCGAAGUUGACAACGGGCCUGCAAGCGCAGCAGCCUGUGAAAGAUGCCGAUCGCGAAAGGUCAAGUGCGGAGCCGAGUUUCCCAUAUGCAAAGGCUGCCUCAAAGCCAAUACACCGUGCAUAAUUGCCGAUCCAUCGACCCAAAGACCUUACACUCGAGAGGAAGUAUUUGCACUGGAGCAAAGGUUGAAAGACCUUCAAGAGAGGGCAGCAGCGAUUGAUACUUCAGUUGCAGUUCAAGAUGACCCUCUAACUUGUCGUCAAGCAAACAUCGGUCGAAUCACACGUCCACCGGACGUUGUUCGCUAUGUUGGUCAAGAUACGGGCGUCAGUUUCUUACUCUCACGGCUUCAUUCAGCGUCGGAUCGGUUACAGCAUGGUUUAUCGCGGCCAUCAGACGACGUCCCAACACCGCUCACUCGUAUUGAGUACCAUUCACCCCACCCUUUCCCAGCUCCUCACAUCGCUGUGCAAGCCAUUGAUCAUUAUCUCACGGAUCGCAGCUUCAAAGAGUUUCACGUCGCACACCCGUUUCUCAAGCGAGAGGUGCUGCAAAGCUGCCUUGAGCGGGUUCCGGACUGGAGCACCCAAGAAAGGAUCAACUUGACAGUUGAGCAGAGGCACGACAUCUUCCAGCUCUAUAUGGCCAUUGCUAUUGGCAGCAUACGACUGUUUCGGGAAAAGACAUUGGAUCAGCAUCCUUUCGGUUUCUUCAGCGCCGCUUUAGAGAUGAACCCUCCUGCAGAAUCUCGCUACAAUACACUUGGGAAUAUUGAAAACCUCAUAUUAAUUGCUCGCUUUGGUGUCUAUUACAAUAUUGGUAUGUAUGAGGUCCACUUCACCAGGCCUGCCGCUGAUGCAAUCGACAGGAUGCUCACUGUGGGAGCUGAGUCGUCUCUGUAUGAGAAGUUGCAUCGAGCUGGAUCUACAUAG